Molecule: messenger RNA, 654 nt
Organism: Rotaria sp. Silwood2
Lineage: Eukaryota; Metazoa; Rotifera; Eurotatoria; Philodinida; Philodinidae
Source: the annotation of a GenBank genome assembly
AUGUUGUUCUUUCAAGUAAUCUUCACAAUCGUAUCGUGCAUUUCGUUAAUAAAUACUAUCUUAGAUGAUGAUAUUCUAUAUGAUAUUAAAUGGCAACCAGAAUUACAUUCCCCAAUUGAAUUGAAAAAUAAUUUUAUUAUUACAUCAAAACGAAAAGAAAAAUAUUCAUGUGUCUUACCAACACUUCAAACAACAGAUACAAGAUCAACAGAAACUAUUUUAUUAAGUGAAAUCGAACCAUUAAUAGAAAAAUUACAUGCUAAAAACCUAUGUACUUAUCGAUUAGAUCCAUAUUGGACGUAUGAAUUAUGUCAUGGUAUACAUAUUCGACAAUAUCACGAAAGUAAAGUAGCUGAUAAAAGAACAAUCCUUCAAGAAUAUUUUCUCGGUUAUUAUCAUUCAAAUAAUCAGGAUAUAAUUACGAAUACUGACAAUCAACAAGUAUUAAAGAUUCAUUAUAAAACUGUUAAUAAUCAAAUAAUACCAAUGUUACCGAUUCGAUAUACAGAUGGAACAAAAUGUGAUAUUAAUUCAAAUCAACCACGUGAAACACUUGUUUUCUAUGGUAAAAUUUUAUUUUUUUAUUUCGUAUUUAUUUUUGUGUACUCAAAAAAGUCCAAUCGUGAUGAAAUUUUCUACACAGUUCAGUCUUAA